AUGCAUCUCGCCCAGAAGCUGUCCGCCCUGGUGGCGGCCGCAAGCCUCCUCCAACCAGCCCUCACCCAAUCCAGCACGCCCGCCGCCUACACAGACCCGGACACGGGCAUCACCUUUGACACAUGGACCGUUGCGCCGACCUCGUCUGCCGCGGGACUCACCUUCGGUGUGGCGCUGCCCGAGGAUGCGCUUAGUAGUGAUGCGAGUGAGUUUAUUGGGUAUCUUUCCUGCGGCACCCCCGGCUGGUGCGGCCUGUCUCUCGGCGGAAGCAUGAACUCGAACCUGCUGCUCAUGGCGUACCCCUCGCCGACCACCGACACGGAGGUCCUGACCUCCUUCCGCUUCAGCUCGGGCUACGCGCUGCCCAGCCUGUAUUCCGGAAACGCAACCCUCACGCAAAUCUCCUCGACCGUCACCUCCACGCACUUUACGCUCCUCUUCCGCUGCGAGAAUUGUCUGGCGUGGGACCACGAGGGCGUCACGGGGGCUGCGAAAACGAGUAAUGGGAGACUUGUGCUUGGUUGGGCGCAGGGGAGUGAACCGCCGACGGAGGCGAGCUGUCCCGAUGAGCUGGUUGUCGUGCAGCAUGAGGCGCAGAGUAUCUGGGUGGGCAUGUUAGAUUCCGCACCCUCUGCCGAGUAUACGUCCUGGACGGAGCUUGCGACCGAGGUCGUACCGGGGACCUGUGAAGGUAACGGCGGAGGUGGCGGCGGAGACGAUGACAUACCCGGCAUCCCCGUGCCUUCCAAUGCAACGUACGACUACAUCGUGGUGGGCUCGGGCCCGGGCGGAAUGGUAACAGCCGACCGGCUCAGCGAAGCCGGGCAUCGCGUGCUGCUGAUCGAAAAGGGGCCCCCGAGCAUCGGGCUCUGGGGCGGGACACUCAAACCAACCUGGCUAGAGGGGACGGAGCUCACGCGGUUCGAUGUACCCGGACUCUGUAACCAGAUCUGGGUGGAUAGCGCGGGGAUCGCGUGUCCGGAUAACGAUCAGAUGGCGGGGUGUGUGCUUGGAGGGGGCACGGCGGUGAAUUCGGGACUCUGGUGGAAGCCCUACUCGAAGGAUUUCGACGAGGGGUUUCCGGAUGGUUGGGGGUAUAAUGCGCUCAAGAGAUCUGUGGACAAGGUCUUUUCGAGGAUUCCAGGGACGAUUCACCCGAGUACGGAUGGGUUUAUAUACCUACAAGAGGGACCGAGCGUUCUCAUCAACGGAUUGUUGGCCAGUGGCUGGAAGAUGUCCUCUUUCAACGAUGCGCCCGAGGAAAAGUACAAAUCUGUCGGGUACAGUCCGUACAUGUUCUCCAAGGGCCAGCGCAACGGGCCCAUGGCGACGUAUCUCGUUUCGGCGAAUGGACGGACGAACUUUGAGAUGUGGGUGAACACCACGGUGCGUCGGGUUGUUCGCGAGGGGAGCACCGCUACGGGCGUCGAGGUGCAGCCCUUCCUCGAGGGCGGGUACGAGGGCGUUGUUCAGCUGAGUGAGCAGGGGAGAGUCGUCCUUUCGGCGGGCGCGUUUGGGACGCCGAAGAUUUUGUUCAGAAGUGGAAUCGGCCCCCAAGACCAGCUCACCGUCGUCAAGAACUCGAAGCUUGACGGCGAGACCAUGAUCAACGAGACCGACUGGAUUAACCUGCCCGUCGGCGAGAACCUCAUGGAUCACCCUAACACCGAGGUCGUCGUCCAACACCCCGACAUUGUCUUUUACGACUUUUACGGCGCGUGGGAUGAUCCCAUCGAGGCGGAUAUGAACAGGUACCUGACCAACCGCACCGGCCCGUUGGCACAGGCGGCACCGAACGUCAACCCAGUGUUCUUCGACCAAGUCACCGGCCCCGACGGUAUAACCCGCCAACUGCAAUACCAAGCGCGCGUCGAAGGAAGCCAUGGCAUCGCUAACGGCCAAACAAUAACAAUAACCCAAUACGUCGGCCGCGGGCAAAGCUCGCGCGGAAAACUGACAAUAAACUCCGGGCUGAACACCGUCGUCUCGACACUCCCCUGGCUGACCGACGCAAACGACGUGGAUGCCGUUGUCCAGGGAUUCGAACGGUUGCAAGCGGCGCUGAAGAAUGUCUCAGGUCUGACCUGGGCGUUCCCGACGAGCAAUGUGUCGAUUCCGGAUUUCGUGGACAGUUUGGCACUCACGGGACGGGGGAGUAAUCAUUGGAUGGGCUCCUGCAAGAUGGGCAGCGACGACGGACGCGACGGCGGCACUGCCGUCGUUGAUCUUGACACGAAGGUCUACGGGAUGGACAACCUCUUCGUCGUCGACGCGAGUAUCUUCCCGGGGAUGAUCAGUACGAACCCCUCGGCGUAUAUCGCCGUUGUGGCGGAGAGGGCCGCGGAGAGGAUUCUGGCGCUGUAG
Messenger RNA from Aspergillus calidoustus, 2364 nucleotides. The record is from the annotation of a GenBank genome assembly. NCBI's taxonomy places the organism in Eukaryota, Fungi, Ascomycota, Eurotiomycetes, Eurotiales, Aspergillaceae.